Messenger RNA from Dermacentor albipictus, 5280 nucleotides. Its product is annotated as arginine/serine-rich coiled-coil protein 2-like. NCBI's taxonomy places the organism in Eukaryota, Metazoa, Arthropoda, Arachnida, Ixodida, Ixodidae. The record is from RefSeq and is a predicted model, not a curated record.
CCGGGCGUUUUGAGUAGAAAUAUGCGGAGCAAAGUUCGAGUGGAUCACGCGUUAGUUAUCGUUGGUUGAUGAGCAAGGACCGCGUAGUGAAGGAGCGCUUGAUACGCCGCGCCGGAGGCUGCACCGAGGAAUAGUUCUAUACAAAUAAUCACAAUGUGUAACACACGUUGCUGUUAAUUGUUGUAGUUUCCACUGUAUCUGCUCUCCGUUUUUUAUAAAAGUGUGUAAUUAUUUUUUCUUUGUCAGCGAGCUUUCUCGUAUCGCCACCGGGGGGCCUCUUGUCGCAGCGGCGUUCGUUUUUGUUCGAUUUUUGCUUGGCUCGUUCGCGAGUGCUUGCACUGGUUGUAGGCACUUACGUCGCAGUCUGCGAAAUAUUAUCCAACGAUGACGCGCAACUCGCCGACGCGGUCCGACAGAACGCCACCGAGCGCCUACAGCCGGACGAAACAUCUUGAGAUUGGCACCGUCAUACUGUCGACCACAGGCGGAUGACACCCUCCCAGCCUAGCGGGGCGAAGGAUAGCGCCAACUCCAGGCGUGGCGCCAGUCGCCGUCGAAGCAGUUCAAGGAGCCGCAGCCGAUCCAGAAGUCAUAGCCGAGACCAUCGCGCCAGCUCCAGGGGCAGUGGAAGCCAUCGGUCUCACAAGCGUCGUGGCGACCGUAGUCGCAGCCGGGAGCGUUCCCAUCGUCGAGACCGGGAGCGUUCGCGGAGCCGGGAGCAUUCGCGGAGCCAUCGGAAGAGCCGCAGUCGCAGUGGGAGCCGAAGCCGGAGGGAAGUCCCGAAGAGGUCCUCUGCGGAGAGGUUGCAAAUGGAGGUCGGACCACCUGCCCCCCCAGCAAGCAGCAUGGCUGCAAGGGCUUUGCUGGCAGUCACAGCCUCAGCUGCAACGGUGUCCCAGCAGGCACCUGCCGUGAGUGUGGGUGCUGCCGCCCCGUCUUCAACCUCGGCAAUGCCACCCGGCGUGUCGGCCGCUCUAGCAGCUGCCAGGGCAGCAGCGGUGCGCUCCGGCCUGAUGCCUCUCGAGGCACUCAAUGCGCCCCCGCCACAGGUUUCCAACUCGCUGCCCAGCUACUACAACCCAACAGCUGUGAAUGCCGUCAAGUACACAGAGCAGAUGCAAAAGCGCAAGCUCCUGUGGAAGAAGCCCCAACAGGAAGAAGUGGCUGCUGAAACUGAAGCACCCAAGAUUCCACCAGGACGCAUCAGCAAAGCACCAUCUAGUAAGAGUGGCGCUUGCAACAGAGACGCUGAGCCACAGCCCAACUCAACAUGUGCCAAGGUGUGGGAGAAGAUGACCUUUGCCCAGGACGACGAUGGCAAGAUGACCGCCAAGUUCCGCAAGCUCAUGGGCAUCCGUGGCGAACCACCGCCACCCACUGAUAAGCCAGACCCUGCAGUCAACCCCCUGCUGAAGCAGCAGGAGAAGUUGUUUCAUGACCUGGACCAGCAGUACGAAGCAGCGCGCGUCUCCACACACACGCACCGUGGUGUCGGGCUUGGCUACAGCUCACAGAUGGCAGCCUUCUUUCAGCAGACCAACCUAAACAAUAAGUGAACAGUGAAGGCCCCGGAUGGAUGACCGGCUUUGUACAUACAGACAUUUCGAGGAGUUGUAUUUGGGGGGGAUGUUUGCGUCGUCCUGUGCAGUGCAGCCUCAGAGGUGACAUUUUGUUGAAGCGUCACUUGCCGACACCCUGUAACCCCCCACCUUUGAGCCGAACAACCCUGAACGGGAGAAAACGCUUGCUAGGAAUGGGCUGCUUGGGCUACCGACAGACUCUUGAAGAGGGCGGGCUCUCGGCAGAGGGCACGUGAUCACACUAACCUGCACGACGGGAGAAACAAGCUACGGAUCAACUGUGUUACGUGGUGUACAUAUACAGACGGCGUUUUUCUUGGCAAGAGAGUAGGCCUCAGCUGUCGCACUAAGCGGAGUGACUUUCAGUAAGCUUGAUGUCUGCAUGACUGGUGCCACUGCUGAUGGAUAUCUCGGCAGGUUACGAGAGAGUAGCCAUGGCUUUAUUCGGCACGUGGCAAAGUGCUCUGCUCUGCCUUACAGAGGAGAGAUUUGGGUGGGUGGCACUGGAGGAAGCAGGCAUCUCAUGAUCAGCAGUCCGUGGGACAUGUUGAAGUCCUUCAAGAUUCUGUUGCUGCAGAGUUCCCCUACCCUUGGCUUUUGCACAGCAGUCUGUGCAAGAUGCUAGCCUGGCAUGCAGUGAGGUACAUUUUUUCGUGGAGUCCCCACUGUGCCUCACUUUAUGCUGAAGCUGCAUAACACUGCACGACUGUUGCCCACUGAAGUGUCUCAUUUUGCGCGUGUGUCGAGAGUUAGACAGGCCAAUGGCCUUCGAGGCAUACGAAGCGAGCUACACUAUUGGUAGAUUUGGCUAAGGGGGUCGUGCUUGUAUACUACUGUGGCACUGUUUCAUGUCUGUACAGUCAUGUUUGACAUUUUUCACUGAUGUUUGAGAGAUUUGACCAAAGAAGCUUCACCAUUUGUUCAUCAGCAGCUGCCUUCAAUUAAAAAUGAAUACUUCCUUGGUGCAAAAUUUGGCAGCACUGGAAUAGUAUAUGAAGUCCUUAAAGAUGCCUCGUGUCUAUUCCUUUAAAAUCAUGACGGGGAUCUGAACUGUUGCUAUCGUAGAUUGUUUCUAUAAACAAAGUUUUUGCAGCUGGUUUUCAAAUUGUAAGCGUCAGUGUCUCGCAUAAAAGUAAGACGAAGCAAUUGAUCAGAAACACUUUAGUAACCACAUGGCUAACUAUUGUACAUACUUGUUGACUUUGCCAGCAUUAGCAGAGUCGUUGAGAGAAGUUUCACUUCUCCACAAAUGACCGUAUUUUUCAAAGGGCCCCUGACCAGAGCUCACGUGAAAGUUUCGUUAUACACUGGAAGUCGCAAGGUGCCGUCGGGGGGACAUGUUACUGCAGUAAUGUUUCAGUUGGGUGCAUUAUUAAACGAGAAAUUGAAAUGUCACAUUGUCAUGUGGGCAGGAGGCCAAAUUCACUGCAAACAUAGGCCCACUCUCCCUUGGCCUCGAGUAGCACUGCAAGCAACAUUCCUUUGCCAUGUCACUGAGCCAUGCUUUCUAGAAGGUUGCAGAAAUUUGCACCUCUUCCUGUUUACCAUCCUCCUUCCUCUCAUUUCCUGCCUUGGCAAAGAAUGAGAGGGAGGGACUGCGCCCCAUUUACAUCGUAAACUGUAUUCCCCCCCCUCCCUCCCCCCCCCCCCCGUUUUGCAUUGCAGCACUUUUCGAGUUGAAGUUGUGCACCCAAGCCACAUACCACAUUUAAUCUAAUCUGGGCCAGCUCAAUUCUAAGCCAACCCCUGAAGCCAGAACGUAGGCCGAACAAAAAAGAAGUGAGGGCAGCAUUCGCAAACUGAAAACAUUUAUUCAAUAUGCACAUGCGGAGCUCUCUCAGGCAUCGCUGCUAGCCUCAUCGCCAUCUUCCUCACGAAAAGUGUUUCCCAUUGCCCCCUCCAACAACUGAUUUCUUUCUCAUCGAUACUAAAGUCCCACCUGACUUGAAUGUUUGACAGUGCAUCUGCGGAUAGCACAACUUUUCAUUUGAAAGCGGCACUAUAGUUGCAUCGCCUGUUUGGUGCCGUUACGAUAAUGCCACGCCACAUGCUGAUGUGACACGGGCCAGAAUGGCGACGUCGCUUCUGUACUUCAGUUUGCUAUUGGCGUGGCUAGUAGCAGCUGCAAUACUGACUUUUCUAGAUGGCACUAGAUAUGCAGCACACUUCAGGAAAAAACAAUUUAUGGUAACUCAAAGGGAAGCUCAUUACUUCUCGAAACGAGAUCAGGAUGCCUUGGAACACACACUUGUAAAGUGAGAUAUAAAAAGGAAGAUGCAUGUGCUUGCUGCGGUAAGGCUAGGGAAGCUAUGGAGCAUGUUUUAGUAGAAUGUGAAGAUAUCUUCCCAGCGGACGGUUUGGGCACCUCUGGCCUCUUUGAAGCCCUUGGUUAAAACAUGUCCGCAGUAGAGAUUAGUAAGAGGUGAUGGAAGAUUGGUGAAAGAAAAGUAGGGGAACUACAGACAAUGGAGGUGUAUACAAAAACUAAAUUCAGAACAGGGGUUCAGAAAGUAAGUUUUGUUAUGGGAAUUCGUGUGUGUGUGUUUUACCAUAGGUAGGACAUAAGGCAAUAUAAUAGCAAGUGCUUGCUGGUGCAACCCACUGCCCUGUUCCAAAGGGGACACUUGGAGCAUCCAUCCAUCCAUCUAUUUAUUAUUUUAAAUUAAAAACUGGCGUGUUUUUUAAUAUCCUCAAAUCUAAGCCGACCCUAGAGCAUGGUAUAUGAUUACUUGAAGAACAAAAGUACCGGCCUAGAUUCCAUUAAAUAAGUUAAUCGGUCACGUUGCAGGCAGUGCGUCUGACGUAUAGGCGUUCAUGUGUGUGCGACCUUGAUUUAACACCGGCAGGAAGUGGGACUCCAAAUGGAAGGAUUCACAGCUUUAGUUGGAAAUGUCGGCUGUUCCCUUGCCAUUACACGGCGAUACUUUGUAGCUGCAGUCAUCAGCUUAUGUUUACACACUGCGCUUGUCUGUAUGCAAUGCUGAAACUUUGUGAGAGGCCUGUUAAAGUGUGGUGUGCAGGCUCCUGAUGCCCUCAAGACUCUCUGGGGCAUCAAAGGGAAAGUUGCUGGGGUGGCAUUCAGCGCAUGUAUUCACAGGGCCCCCAAUUUAAAGGGCAACGCUUGCGGACUCGCAUCUUUAGGUCACGAUAACUGCAGAAAUGUGCGGUAUGUUUAACCAAAUUUCGGAGAUAGAAACAGGUCAGAAAUGCGGAAAACGAAAAUUGAAAAUUUGAAUUUAGGCAGAUUCUCGAUCCCGAACACUCGGGUCCCCCGCCCCUUAAUGUGGCAUGGGCCUCAAGCUUUUACGGUGCAAACGGGAAGUCUUGGGCCUGUGUGCUUUGUCGAACACAGCUGUUGUAGCAGGUCAAAGGGUUAACUACUAGCGAAGCGCUCUGACAUUUUCAAAGAAAUGAAAUGAACGGUCGUUUCUGAGCAUGUAAAAAAGGAUUUACUUUUUUUAACAAGUGUGAAUUUUCAAAGGUUUAAUUUGCACACAAAUUCAACAGUGCUGCCACAUGUUAGUCUUUAGGGAAGGCUGUUGGAAGUUUCGUGCACCAUUCAAAUGUGCCGCAUUUGUCAUGUAAAUGGAAUGUCAUAUUUUCAGCUGUAAAUAUACAACAUUGUGUGCGCAUGCCUCAUGAGCUGUGUGCUCAUUUUUUUGAGCUCCUAUAAACAGGCGCAAUAAAGUUUUGCUGUUUA